ACAGGCAUGCUGCGGAGGGUGGCCUUGCUUGUGGGGCUCCUCAUCCUGGGGGCCCACAUCUGCAGUUUCCAAUUUGUAGACAUCGAUAAGAACUUGCAGUAUGUCAUGAUUACUGCGGAGUAUGCCGUGUUUCAGUUCAACGAAGACCAGGAGGAUGAGUUCGCCUACAAGUUUCUGCGGGUCCGGAAAAGCCAGCGCCAGAUGUUUUCUUGGAUAUAUUUAAUCGACAUGGAAUUGGGCCGCACAGUUUGUAAAAAGCGUGAUGAAGACAUUGACAAUUGCCCAUUGCAAGAAGGCGCAGGAGAGAAAAAGGUGCGCUGCUCUUUUCAUGUGGAUGCCCAACCCUGGAUUACCCAGUUUACUCUCCUAAACAGCACCUGUGUGCAGACAUAGGUGGGGAUGAAGGCCCUGGCUUUCCACUGUAGAAGUCCCUUUCCUUCUGGGGUGUGACAGUCUGUAGUCGCAGGUUGGUGCAGUAAGUACCAGCAGAAUUAAAGGCAUCUCAGCACUUUCAGGUC
Molecule: messenger RNA, 518 nt
Organism: Galeopterus variegatus (Sunda flying lemur)
Lineage: Eukaryota; Metazoa; Chordata; Mammalia; Dermoptera; Cynocephalidae
Gene: CST9L
Product: cystatin 9-like
Exons: 3
Coding region: 7-393 (128 amino acids)
Molecular function (GO): cysteine-type endopeptidase inhibitor activity
Source: RefSeq, a predicted model, not a curated record